AUGCAAGAUGUCGUUGUGGAGAUGCCACGAGGAGAAAUAGAGCUGCAGACCGUCGGGGCUACCAAAGAAAAAGGCAAAAAAGGCCACGGCGCCACGCAAGGCCAAUACAAUCUAGCCCCGGAGACUGGGCGUCUGUUGGUGCAGUCUGGAACUGGCAAGGCGGUUGUCAAGGCUGAUGAGGUUGAAGAGGCUGACAAAAGUAGUGACAGUUGUAGGUUUCGUAUUUUAUAUCGUGUUCUCUGGUCCAGCGGGCUCAAGAUAAGGUAG
Sporothrix schenckii 1099-18 is the source of this 267-nucleotide messenger RNA. RefSeq lists its product as uncharacterized. Bases 1 to 267 code for a protein of 88 amino acids. Lineage: Eukaryota; Fungi; Ascomycota; Sordariomycetes; Ophiostomatales; Ophiostomataceae. The transcript has a single exon. The record is from RefSeq and is a predicted model, not a curated record.